Messenger RNA from Neurospora tetraspora, 1428 nucleotides. Its product is annotated as RAI1 like PD-XK nuclease-domain-containing protein. Lineage: Eukaryota; Fungi; Ascomycota; Sordariomycetes; Sordariales; Sordariaceae. Gene Ontology annotation, cellular component: cytosol; nucleus. Gene Ontology annotation, biological process: NAD-cap decapping; nuclear-transcribed mRNA catabolic process. Bases 1 to 1113 code for a protein of 370 amino acids. The transcript is spliced from 8 exons. Gene Ontology annotation, molecular function: mRNA 5'-diphosphatase activity. The record is from RefSeq and is a predicted model, not a curated record.
AUGACCGCGGCUUUCCCAAUCCAGCCUGUAGCACGGUUUGCGGGCAAGAGUGAGCUGGUCAAACGGCCAAAGGAAUUCGCAUGCUUCUCAUACGAUGCCGAUCACAAGUUCCAUCUUGGAGCUCAGUCAUUGAAGUGGUAUUACACACCAGACCUCGAUGUCGACCUGUCCAAGGGCUUUGAGAGCUUCAUCAAACAUGACGACAGUGUAGACGAACAUCUGGACAGCCUACUCACCACCAUUGCCGACUAUGAGCAAAAGACGUCGAAACCUAUCGAUGCUCACAUCAUUAUGGCAGCCCCCUUUGAUGAUGACGGGUUUGAGAUGAAUGCUACCCUUUACAGAGGUUGCAUCUUUAUCGAAGAGAAUCAUGCAUACAAACAAGCGUCGAGAGCAAACGAGCGGCCAUGGAACGGGCCAAUCCCGCAAGAAGUGAUGCAGUACUGGGGCUACAAGUUUGAGACCCUGAGCACACUGCCGAGACCUUGGGGAGAAACUUCUCGCGAAUUCAUUGAAAGUCGCCCCGAUCAUGUGGUGAACAACAAGGAGCAGUACUGCUCAGUGGUCCGCACAGGCAUUGGCAAGACCAUUCUCUGCAUCGGUGGCGAGGUUGACGCUAUAUGGGACGACAAACCGAGGACCCAAGGCGAUCCUAUCAACUGGGUGGAGCUCAAGACUUCAGCGGUAAUCCAAAACGACCGCCAAGCUAACAACUUUGAGCGCAAGCUCAUGAAGUUUUGGAUCCAGUCCUUCCUUCUCGGUGUUCCCAAGAUCAUUGUCGGCUUCCGGACCCAGGAUGGGCUGCUGGUUGAGACCAAAGAGUUCCGAACCAUGGAGAUACCGCUAAUGGUUAAGAAGAAUGGGCGGCCAAAAUGGGAUGGGGAUACGUGCGUCAACUUUGCUAAUGGCUUCCUUGAGUGGCUUCGCCAUACCAUAACCGAUGAGGGUGUGUGGAGGAUCAAGAGAAGACCUCGGUCGGCAGAAAUUGAAGUGUUUAAAGUCGAGGAGGUGGGCCACGGAGACAUCAUCACAGAUGAGUUCAUGAACUGGCGCAUCAAGCUCGAGCUUCGUCAGACACAGCCGCCAACUGACGACAAUGGGACAGAAGAGUAAGCUCAGUCUAGAAGGCUACGUUGGACUAAGCAGCACACGUGAGGGAAAAUAGGUAUGUUUGGAUUGCGAUGUAUCCUUACAUGCAUCACUGUCCAAUAGAAAGGAGUAAAUUGGCGUUGGGCAACCACGGCCUUUCUCAGCACCUCCCCGUUCUUGCCUACCAGUUCCAACAACUUUCAUGAUCCAAUCCUAGCUGGUAGCUGCACCUUCCGUGUGGUAAGGCACCCCGCGAGGCGGUUUUGUCAACCACCAAAAGAAGCGAAGCUCCUUCUGUCAACAAAGGAAUCUCUUCCUGUCAACAACCGAAACCAUCAG